This is a messenger RNA of Rhipicephalus sanguineus (brown dog tick), 805 nucleotides long. Its product is annotated as alpha-tocopherol transfer protein. The transcript is spliced from 4 exons. The record is from RefSeq and is a predicted model, not a curated record. Gene Ontology annotation, molecular function: phosphatidylinositol bisphosphate binding. The coding region runs from base 77 to 805 and encodes 242 amino acids. Lineage: Eukaryota; Metazoa; Arthropoda; Arachnida; Ixodida; Ixodidae. Gene Ontology annotation, cellular component: membrane.
CGGCGGCAUUGGAACCUACCGCCUCAUUUGAAUCCCUGGAGGAUGUUGCACGAAAGAAUUAAGAGAAACGGCAGGGAUGAAGCAGACAGCUCUCAACAAACUGCGUCAGCUCAUUUCAGACGAACCAUCACUGCACUGCCCCAUGGACGAUGCCUUCCUGGUCAAGUUUCUGCGAGCCCGCAAGUACGAUACGCAGGCCGCUUUCAAGAACGUCAGGAAGUACUUCAAGGUUCGAAAGGAUCGCCCAGAAAUGUUCAGUGAUCUAACUCUAAGACGGAUACUUUUCGACACCGUGUGCCGCAAGCAUCGCCUGGCCACUGUCUCACGUCACAAAGAUCCGAUGGGAAGGGUGGCUGUUCUGCUCAAGAUUGGUUCCUGGAAUACCGAGAUGUGCAGCUUGAACGACUUUUUCAGAGUGAGCUUAGUACUCGUCGAGCACAUUCUUCUUCUCGAAGACACCCAGGUUAGGGGCAUCGUGGCAGUAAUAGACUUAAAAGGCCUCAACAUCUACCAUGUGGCUCACUACACACCGUCUGUUAUAAGAACCACUAUUAACCUCGCACAGACUCGCCUUUUUGGCUACGAUCUAAAGGAACUGCAACAGCUCGUGCCGGAUGACGUCAUUCCAGAAGAAAACGGAGGGACCAAUGAAAGCUACGACUUCGACCAAUUGAAGAGAGAGUUGGAGGGUGAAGAAAGUUUCUUCCAGAAGCUGGGCUCUUACGGAUACCGCGACACGCCGACGAAUACUGAGCCUGAUUCGAAUGGCUUGCUAAAUGAUGAUAUACUCUUGAGAAAAGAUUAA